Messenger RNA from Rubroshorea leprosula, 1365 nucleotides. NCBI's taxonomy places the organism in Eukaryota, Viridiplantae, Streptophyta, Magnoliopsida, Malvales, Dipterocarpaceae. The record is from the annotation of a GenBank genome assembly.
CCCUCCCAAUCAAAAAGGCCUUUAGUUCCCAUACUUCCAUAGUACCUCGAAGAUCAUUGACCCCACCAAUAUUUCAAGUAAUUCUCACCCUAAAUUUCACUCUGUAAAUCAUGUAAUAACUUAUUACAAGACUCUUGUAUUUUAUAUAUUUUAGGAUAAUAAAAAGACCAAAAAAAAAAAAAAAAAAAGGGAAAAAAAACCUUCAGCAUUGCGUACAACCUUCCUAAUCAAAGCCUUAAUUGAAUUGGAGGGCUUAUUCCUUAAGCAACUAAGUUGAGGAGCUUAAGACUGAACCCCAAGGAAGUUUGGGGCUAAAGUUAUGAUUCAGCUAUUUUUUGCCACUAGUUCAUAGACAGAAUAGAUUGUCUACGGUAGAGAUCAGAUUAUCGAUAGAAUGGAAGGUGGUGCUAGAGUCACAGUGAAAGCGGUGGUUAUCAUCGCCGGAGACAACAACGUUCGGGGCUCCCUCCAAUUCAUUCAGGAUCCCAGCGGGAUUACCCAUGUCAAAGGGAAGAUAACCGGGCUCUCUCCAGGCCUUCAUGGCUUCCAUAUCCAUGCCCUUGGCGACACGACAAAUGGCUGCAACUCUACUGGUGCUACUUUUUAAGUUCUCUUUUGAUUCAUUAGGCUCAUAAUAAUCAUAUCUGUAAGUGUGUUUUGUGUGGUCUAAGAGUAUCUGGGGUCAUACAAGUGGAAAUAGCUUGAAUUGUUUGAAAUCUGUGAUAGCUUAGGUUGAUUCUAAUAAUCUAUGAAGUGGGUUUAUAAUGCUAUAUGACUAUGGUGGGUGGUUCUGUUACUUUUGAUUUUGUAAUUUAUCUUAGGGCCUCAUUUCAAUCCACUGAAGAAAGAUCAUGGAGCUCCAAGUGAUAAAGAGCGGCAUGCUGGUGAUUUAGGCAACAUUAUUGCAGGCCCUGAUGGAGUUGCUGAGGUCUCAAUUAUAGACACACAGAUUCCACUUAGCGGGCAGCAUUCAAUAUUGGGGAGGGCAGUUGUUGUGCAUGCUGAUCUGGAUGAUCUUGGUAAAGGUGGUCAUGAACUUAGCAAUACAACCGGCAAUGCAGGUGCACGAGUUGGAUGUGGUAUUAUUGGGCUUCAAUCAUCUGUGUAAGAAAUAUUGCUUGCAGUUACCCUUCAAGACAUUUCAACCUAUUAUCAGAGUCUAUAAUCUUUUUUAGUAUUUAUGCAUCUUAGACGAAUGAUUAACACAUUUCCAGAUGGAUGAUAGAAGUCUGUUCUCUUGAAAGUUGAAACUACUAAGAUGAACUCUUUUUGGGCAGAUAUUACAAUUGUGUCUCCAAAAGCCUCUCUAUGUGCUUCUUCUUCCCUUUUUUUUUUUUUUUGCCAUAAUCAACUUUUGGCCUACAA